GACGCAGCGUAUCAGAUGGUACAAUCGCAUGCUUGUCUGCAUCCGUGAUCUUGAAAGCUGGAAAUCUGCAAAUGUGCACCCGACAUAUGAUCCAGUUCCAUAUUAAUAACCCUGUCACAAAAUCCGCUGUGUCUGCAGCCUGUUUCACAGAUUGGGGCGCUUAUAUUAUGUUGCUGUUAUUUGAGUAAACCAUCGCGCAUUCUUCUGCCAUUAUUCGCCCGCACAAUGGCAGCUCCGAUCCCCAAUACACCUAUAGCCACCCCUGCGCCCAUCCCCGCCGAUGAGACGACGGUGGACGCAGAGGCACGGCGGAUGCGGGCGCUGGAGCGGUACGAGCGGCGGGAAUCAGUGACUGCGGAUCCCGCGCCCCGCUUGCUGGCGGUGCAGGGAGGCGUGGAAACGGAUGCGCUGCGCAUGAUGAAGCCCAAGACGUGGUGCGGCAAGGCGCUGGCGGUCUACUGCAGCGGGGGCGAUUCGCAAGGCAUGAACGCUGCUGUCCGUGGAGUGGUGCGCAUGGGUCUCUACGUGGGCUGCAAAGUGUACUUCAUCCACGAAGGUUACGCCGGGAUGGUGCAGGGCGGUCGGCUGAUUACGGAAGCCACGUGGGAAAGCGUGUCGGGGAUAAUACAGAAGGGUGGAACAGUGAUCGGAAGUGCGCGCUGCGCUGAAUUUCGCGUCCGCUCCGGUCGGCUGCAGGCGGCAUUUAAUCUGGUUGUGCGCAAUAUUUCCAAUAUUGUCUGCAUUGGAGGCGAUGGUAGUCUCACGGGAGCUAAUCUCUUCCGGCAAGAGUGGGCAUCGUUGCUGCAGGAACUCGUUGACACAGCGAGAAUAACACCAGAGCAACAGGAAAAACACUCGCACCUUAAUAUUGUCGGUAUGGUGGGAUCCAUUGACAACGAUUUCUGCGGAACGGACAUGACCAUCGGCACAGACAGCGCCCUUCAUCGCAUCGUGGAGUGCAUUGACGCUAUAACCACCACUGCUCAAAGUCAUCAGCGUACUUUCGUUAUGGAGGUGAUGGGGCGGCAUUGUGGCUAUCUGGCGCUGGUGGCCGCCCUGGCCUGUGAAGCCGAUUGGGUCUUCAUCCCGGAAUGGCCGCCAGAGGAGAACUGGCCCGAUCAGAUGUGCAAGAAGCUGGCGCAGGAACGCGAACUGGGCCACCGUUUGAACAUCGUCAUCGUGUCGGAAGGCGCUAUAGACCGCGCCGGAAAGCCGAUCACUUCCGACCAGGUGAUGAAGGUCAUCGUCGAUCGUCUCAAGCAAGACACCCGCGUCACCGUGCUGGGGCAUGUGCAGCGCGGCGGUACCGCAUCCGCCUUCGAUCGCAUACUGGGCACUCGAAUGGGCGCGGAGGCCGUGUUUGCUUUGAUGGACGCCAAACCGGAGACGGAAGCCUGUGUGAUUUCCAUUGAAGGCAACCAAACCGUACGGGUGCCGCUGAUGCAGUGCGUCGAACGGACACAAAUGGUGGCCAAAGCCAUGGCCGAACAGAAUUGGGAGUUAGCCGUGAAGCUGCGUGGAAGAAGUUUUGUCCGCAAUUUGACGACAUAUAAAAUGCUGACGAAAUUAAAAGCAAGUCCAAAGCAGGGAGCGGAAAAAAAGCAGAUUAAUAUUGCGGUAAUUAACAUUGGCGCCCCGUGUGGCGGCAUUAACGCAGCGGUGCGUUCUUUUGUGCGCAACGGCCAGUACCAUGGCUACAGGACGUUUGCCAUCUACGACGGAAUUGAAGGAUUUGCGGCAGGAAAUAUAAAAGAACUGAGCUGGACGGAUGUAACGGGAUACAACGGCGAAGGCGGAGCCCUACUGGGCAUUAAACGAACCCUAGCCGGUGACUAUUUACCGGCUUUGGCGGAGAAUAUCAAGAAAUUUAACCUGUCAGGCAUUCUUGCCAUUGGCGGUUUCGAGGCAUAUCACUGCGCCUUACAAUUUGCUGAAGCCCGUGAGAAUUUCCCAGAAUUCCGCAUCCCCAUCAUUGCCCUCCCGGCUACCAUCAGCAAUAACGUCCCCGGAACCGAUUUUUCUCUCGGCGCGGACACAGCACUCAAUGAAAUUUGUGCGAUCUGCGAUCGGUUGAAGCAGUCGGCCAUUGGGACGCGACGGCGUGUGUUCGUCAUCGAGACUAUGGGCGGUUAUUGCGGCUACCUGGCGACAUUAGCCGGACUGGCUGCCGGCGCGGACGCCGCCUACAUCAGCGAAGAGUCUUUUAACAUCGACGACCUGCGAUCCGACGUCAUCCAUUUGGCCGCCAAGAUGCAGACGCACGUGCAGCGUGGGCUGGUGGUGCGAAACGAGAACGCCCAUCCCAACUACAGUCUGGACUUUAUCCGGCGGCUGUACGCCGAGGAAGGCAAGGAUGUCUUCUCCUGCCGCGAGGCCAUUCUGGGCCAUGUACAGCAGGGCGGCCGGCCCACUCCCUUUGACCGCAAUCUCGGGACGAAACUUUCGACGCGUGCAGUGGAGUAUUUGGAUGAAAUGAUCAUGAAAGGCGGAUUGGGCAAUGAGCCGGUAUCGUGUGCCCUUUUGGGAAUUGUCAAACGCCAAGUCACUCUAACACCUGUUCAGGCGCUGGCCAUGCAGACAGACUUUUUACACCGCAUCCCGCGUCAGCAGUGGUGGCUGAGUUUGCGGCCGCUGCUACGUAUCAUGGCCAAACACGCCAGCCAGUACAUACCGGACGUGAUGGACAUUGACGAUACCAACCAGAACAAGACAGAUUUGGUCUGAAUUCGACCUUUUGUGAAACCUUUACCGAAACCGGCUUCCUGUGUGUACCGUGUUGCGCUGUUAUGCGCUCAAAGAGAUACUACCUACAAUUUUGUUAGUCAAAAAUUUUUUCGAAGUGUGCAUGGCGUUGUUUUGCUUUUGGUUUACGCUCCGUGGACCCAAAUAAUUUAUUUUGACAAACUUCCCCAAAGUGCAUAUUGCAUGCUUGUUGGUUACAUGUUGAUGUGUCUGUAGUUCUUAUUGUUCGUGGAGGCUGUGAUAAAAAAUUACACUUUGAGAAAUUUUA
Messenger RNA from Paramacrobiotus metropolitanus, 3010 nucleotides. RefSeq names its product ATP-dependent 6-phosphofructokinase-like. Gene Ontology annotation, molecular function: 6-phosphofructokinase activity; fructose-6-phosphate binding; monosaccharide binding. The transcript has 15 exons. Lineage: Eukaryota; Metazoa; Tardigrada; Eutardigrada; Parachela; Macrobiotidae. Gene Ontology annotation, biological process: fructose 1,6-bisphosphate metabolic process; fructose 6-phosphate metabolic process; canonical glycolysis. The record is from RefSeq and is a predicted model, not a curated record. Gene Ontology annotation, cellular component: cytoplasm; 6-phosphofructokinase complex. The coding region runs from base 226 to 2724 and encodes 832 amino acids.